Messenger RNA from Aethina tumida (small hive beetle), 876 nucleotides. Its product is annotated as transmembrane protein 267. The record is from RefSeq and is a predicted model, not a curated record. The transcript is spliced from 2 exons. The coding region runs from base 235 to 840 and encodes 201 amino acids. NCBI's taxonomy places the organism in Eukaryota, Metazoa, Arthropoda, Insecta, Coleoptera, Nitidulidae.
AUAUGUGUAAAUAGUCUCAGUACUUACAAUAAAUGAAUAAUUAAGUCGAUACAUUUAACAUAGGUCACACCACUUUAUGAAACGAUAAAAGCCUUCCGUAUAUUUGAGUUUGUUGAAAACAAAAACUAAAGUUAUUUAUUUUGUUCUUUUGUUUCAAAACAUUGUAUUAACAAAUUUGUUGUUUAUUUGUAAAUCUGACGUUUAGAAGAAGAAGACUAACCUAAAAAUGUGGCAAUGUUUUUAAAAUUGUUAAAUAUAUAUUUGACUAUAUUACUAGGAUUAGUGGCGGUAAUCGGCGACUAUUUGGUGGCCCACAGUAAUCUACAUUUAUUUCAAGCAAUUUUCGACAAUGCCACUCACGCAGUAAUCGGCGGAUUGACGUGGUUCUUUUACAGACAUAAUUAUAAAAAUUACCUCGCUAUUGAUACAAUAAAAGAAAUAGCACUAUGCACUCUACUAUCCUCUUGCAUUGACUUGGAUCAUUUUAUAGCUGCACAUUCAAUACACUUAAAGGAUGCAACCAACUUGCAAAGCAGGCCAUUCCUGCAUUGUACGACGUAUCCAUUGGCAUUCGUCUUGUUUGUGUUAACGAGCAGUGUUUACUGUAAAAGUGGUUUGCUAAAAACUGCUGGUUUGUUGCUGCUCGCAGCCUUUGCAAGUCAUCACACAAGGGAUGCCACAAGGAGGGGCUUCUGGCUUCAUCCAUUUGGCUCUACACCUCCUAUACCAUACUAUGUCUAUGUUGGAAUAACAUGUUUUAUCCCUUAUGUUAUCUGUGGAUUACAUUAUGUUAUUAAAGUUGAGAGAAUGGAAUAUUUUAAUAAAACAACUGUGAUAUGAAUUUUAAAUAAUUAUUAAAUAAGUAUUGUAAUCAAA